UCCUUUUUUUCUAAUUUCACAAAAAGUUUUGCUCUCUUUUGAAGGACAGUUUGGAAGGUCUCUAAUUCUGAUCUUUGAAUUGACAUUUUCUACUGCUUAGAGGAUCCCCUGUCCCAGUUUCUCUGGACCUACCCCUCAUGCUGCUGUGGGUACUGCUAUUGAUUCUUGGUUUGCUCAGCAGACAAGCUGCUAUUGCAAAGAAAUCUGUGGUGGAACCCAGGCCUUCAUGGACACCUAUUUUGGAAGGAGAGGCAGUGACUUUAAUUUGCCAUGGAGUUGGCCCUCUUAAAGAAGAAAGGGCAUGGUGGUACAAAAACCAACAAUUGCGAGGAAUUCUAUCUACAAUCAUUCAGACUAACCAUCCUGGAGAAUACAGAUGCCAGACCCAGGGCUCAACCCUCAGUGACCCUGUAAACCUGGUAUUUUCUUCUGAUCCGCUGAUCCUGCAGACGCCAUAUUCUGUGUUUGAAGGAGACACAUUGGUCCUGAGAUGCCGGGGAAAGAACACUGGGACAGUCAGUCACAUGACAUACUAUAAAGAUAAAAGAAAAUUGCGUGAUCUUAUUACAGAUUUUGAUAAGUUCCUCUCCCUCUCACAAGUUGGCUUAAAUGACAGUAGCAAAUAUCAAUGCACAAGAGUUGUUAGUUCUGCUUGGUCUACUUGGAGAGAAACUUCAAAAAAUGUAGCUAUCCAAGUCCAAGAACUGUUUUCACCUCCUGAGCUGAAAACCACAACCUCGGAACCCAUAGAAGGGACCCCAGUGAAUCUGAGCUGUGAAACUCAGCUCUCUCCACAGAGGUUAGACACAAAACUGUACUUCUCCUUCACCAGAGAUGGCAUGGUCAUCACAUCAAGUGGGAAGAAUUCCCAUGUACUCCAGAUCCCCACCAUCCAGACAAAAGACUCAGGUUCAUACCGGUGUGAGGCAAAAGCAGUGACUCAGAAUAUUUUGAAACAGAGCAACUAUGUGAAGAUCAGUGUGAAAAUUCCAGUGUCUCAGCCUUUCUUCAACCUCAGUGCAUUCAGGGCACAGGCCAGUGUGGGGGAUGUGGUAGAGUUUCACUGUAAAGUCCUCAGAGGUUCUUUUCCAAUACAGUAUCAAUUUUAUCAUGAGAACACAAUCCUUGAGAACAAGAUAGCUCUUUCUGGAGAUGCAGUUUCCUUCAACCUCACCAUGACAGUUGGGCAUUCUGGGAAUUACUUCUGUAAAGCCAACAACAGUUUCAGUUAUCAACUCAGUAAAAAUCUGACGCUCUCCAUCUCAGAUCCUAUAAGAAGUCAGACAAACACGAACAUCAUGGAAAUUACUGUUGCCCUGAUCAUCAUCUUUAACCUCACUAUUGUUGUUCUUGUGGUUUACUUCAAACUUCUGAGAAAGUCAGGAAGAAGCUCCACCCCCAACCCAUACAGGGUCUCUUCCAUCUCUGAUCUUCAAGAACCUGUCUAUUCAAAUCCAUCUUCCCAAAAGGAACUGAUGCCAAUAUAUGGUAAUGUAAAUCCUGUAGCUGAAAAUGUGGUUUAUUCUGAGGUCACUUCCAAAGAAUAUGGAAAAGAAGCAAACAACACAAAGAAGCUUCCAGAGAUUGAGGAUUCCCCAGUUAUCUAUGCUGAAGUGAAGCAGAAACAUCAGCCUAGAGAUUCAAAGAAGACCAAUGCUGCAGACAGACGUCAAGAUGUUGCUGAAAAUUAAGAAAAUGCAAAGCUCUUCUGACCCCUCAGCAACAAUUUGAUUCACACUCAAAUUGUUUUUGCAUUUCUAUUUUUAACAGCAAUUCUUUCCCUAAGUUCAAAACUGCACC
Sarcophilus harrisii (Tasmanian devil) is the source of this 1800-nucleotide messenger RNA. RefSeq names its product Fc receptor-like protein 3. Gene Ontology annotation, biological process: cell surface receptor signaling pathway. NCBI's taxonomy places the organism in Eukaryota, Metazoa, Chordata, Mammalia, Dasyuromorphia, Dasyuridae. Gene Ontology annotation, molecular function: transmembrane signaling receptor activity. The coding region runs from base 138 to 1691 and encodes 517 amino acids. The transcript has 12 exons. The record is from RefSeq and is a predicted model, not a curated record.